AAGAGAGAGAGAGAGAGAGUGGGAGAGAGAGAGAGAGAGAGAGAGUGGGAGAGAGAGAGAAAGAAAGAGAAAGAGAGACAGAAAGCUUCCUCGAGACCGGCGUGACUUGGAGUGCGCGAGAAGAAAUCAAAAGAAAAGGAAGAUCUUGUUUAAGGGAAUACGCAACGCGGCCGGCUAUACGAAAUAACGUAUCGUUGACCCAGUUUGUUGGGGGCAAAAGCAAUUAGACGUUCGCGCUGUUCUACCGCGCGUCAGAGGGAAAGAGAAAGACGAUGUAGGAGAGGAUUCGUUUGGUCGAUCGUCUAAAUCAGUUGUCGAAUUUUAAGAAGGGGUGAAAGGGGUUCGUCGGGGAAAAAGGUUCGUCGGUCAUAGUGGAGCAACCGGGGGUCCACAAUGCCCCCCAUAAUAGGGGAAACACUACGCGUGUGGUUCCUUUCGGCGUUGGUGGUCCACGGUGCGGUCGCCGGAAAUCCGGACGCGAAACGUCUCUACGACGAUUUGCUGUCGAACUACAACAAGUUGGUACGACCAGUAGUCAACACGUCCGACGUGCUGCGCGUGUGCAUCAAACUUAAACUCUCGCAGCUCAUCGAUGUGAAUCUGAAGAAUCAGAUCAUGACGACGAAUCUGUGGGUGGAACAGUCAUGGUACGACUACAAGCUACGAUGGGAGCCGAAGGAAUAUGGCGGAGUUCACAUGUUACAUGUGCCCUCGGAUCACAUAUGGCGACCCGACAUAGUACUCUACAACAACGCGGACGGCAACUUCGAGGUGACCUUGGCCACGAAGGCCACCAUCUACCAUCAAGGAUUGGUCGAGUGGAAGCCCCCGGCCAUUUAUAAGUCAUCCUGCGAGAUCGACGUGGAGUACUUCCCAUUCGACGAGCAGACCUGCGUCCUCAAGUUCGGUUCGUGGACCUAUGACGGCUUCAAGGUCGAUUUACGGCACAUGGAUGAGAAGUCCGGAAGUAACAUUGUGGAGGUUGGAGUUGAUCUUUCAGAAUUCUACAUGUCGGUUGAGUGGGAUAUACUAGAAGUGCCUGCAGUACGAAACGAGAAAUUUUAUACGUGCUGCGACGAACCUUAUCUCGAUAUUACAUUCAACAUAACGAUGAGAAGGAAAACUCUUUUCUAUACCGUCAACAUCAUCAUACCAUGCAUGGGGAUCUCAUUUCUUACUGUUCUGACAUUUUAUUUGCCAAGUGACAGUGGAGAAAAGGUGACCCUCUCUAUAUCAAUCCUCAUCAGUCUUCACGUGUUUUUCCUCUUGGUCGUUGAGAUUAUUCCGCCAACGUCGUUGGUCGUGCCAUUGCUUGGGAAGUACCUGAUAUUCGCCAUGAUACUCGUAUCGAUAAGUAUAUGCGUAACCGUCGUCGUCCUUAACGUCCACUUCCGGUCACCGCAAACGCAUCAGAUGGCGCCAUGGGUGAAAAGAGUCUUCAUCCACAUUCUUCCGCGUUUAUUAGUGAUGAGAAGACCUAUGUACAAAUUCGAGACGAACAGGUACACAUCUGGCAGAGUACUGAUGAGAACGGUAAGAGGGAAGGAGAAGACUUGCUAUUACCCUUAUCAUCCGUCUACUCACGAGGAGAGCGAGGAACAUUUUACACCUAAGAGGUUCCACAGUCGGCCACCUUCCAAAGAGGAUCUCUCGCCUUCGAGUCUAACGGACGGUGCGAGAUUCGGUGGAAGCUGCCUGAUCCAUGGACCACCUUUACCACCCCUUCCCAUUCGUGGCGAGUGCGAGGAUCUUUCGGUUCCUGGCGAGGCAGGAAUCGAGGAGGUUAAAAGUCCGGUAUUAAGAAAUCCACCGACUUUUUCACAUUCACGUUGCCCACCGGAAAUUCACAGAUCCUGUAUCUGCGUACGAUUCAUCGCGGAACAUACCAAAAUGUUGGAGGAUUCAACCAAGGUGAAGGAGGAUUGGAAAUACGUGGCGAUGGUCCUAGACAGAUUAUUCCUUUGGAUCUUCACACUGGCCGUUCUGGUCGGCACAGCUGGAAUUAUAUUACAAGCACCAACGUUGUACGACGAUCGUGUCCCGAUCGACAAGAAAUUCAGUGAAUUCGCAACGACGACAGUGGUAAAGUGUCCGCCCCAAUAGUCCAUGCCCGAGCCCUGCACCGUAGAGAAAAACUAAAGGGCCGACGACGUAGACUUCGGUAGACUUCGUCGAUUCUCCUUCCUGGCCUUUUAGGAGUCUCCGAAAUAUCUUCCAACCUUGAUCCUCGGUCUCCACCAUUUCUUACGGCGAUAGGGCUCGAUUUAUCGUCGAACGUAACGACGAUAACUGUGGAACGUUUUUAAGUGACUAACAUCCAUACGCGAGAGAAGCACAUCCGCACGUGUGAACUUUCUCUCUCUCUCUCUCUCUCUCUCUCUCUCUCUCUUCCUCUCUUUCUGUCUUUCUUUCUCUCUUUUUGUACUCUCUUUCUCUCUGCCAUUCAUUAACGCAGUUACUACUCACUCAUUUCAUUCAUUCCUUUCAUUUUGUACUCUUCCAUUUCCAAACACAUUCGAUCCAUCGAUCCGCAGGAUCCAUCAUCGUCCAUCGAAUGGAAAUUCUACUUUUCUCGCGAGGUACGUAUGACAGCGUUGAUUUAAAGAAAUGAAAAGAAAUGAAAGAAAGAAAGAAAGAAAGAAAGAAAAAAGAAAGGAGAAAGAGAAGAAAAAGAAAAAGAAGAUGACGAAGAAUGACGAAUAAACUAUUCGAUAGUAAUAGUAAUAAUUAUACGAGAAAAGAAAAGAGAGGGUGAGAAAGAGACACGUAUCACUACUUAUACGUAGCGUGCUCGUGUAAAGCGUUAAUACGAAGCUGCCACUUAAUUAUUCGAGUAAAUUAACAGCGAGCUACUUUAAACGGUACUAUAGUAUUAUAUUAGCGAGCCCACAAGUGUCAUCUCGCUCUACCAAUUGUUCUCGACGUCUCCCCGAGAAAUGAUUUACGAUGAGAGGAGGCGCUUUUGAGAAUCCGACGAGAGGACGAAGCGAUAAUGAUAAACGGACUCCAACGUUAAUGAUUAUUAUGUUUUAUACGCCGAAACACGCGCGACACACGAGAAAUUAAUAUAUAUAUAUAUAUUAUAUUAUAUAUAUAUAUAUAUUAGAAAUAAAUCAAUAUUGUAUAACACGACUUAGCUAGCUCGUUGUAAUUGUACACGAACACAAUAGGGUGUAACUCAUUUCAACUGUAUCCGGUUAUUCUCGUAAACGUUUAGGGACGUAUCCGUUUGUACGAAUUAUACAUGAAUAAAUAAAUACAUAAAUAAAUACAUAUAUACGAUGCAAGCAUACAUAUUACGUAUAUCGUACGUUUUAAGAAAAUAAUCGAGACAAGAAUAACGAGCUGCACCGCGAUUUUCUUUAUUGUUUUGACGAUUUAAAAAGAACAAAAAAAAAAAAAAAAAAGAAAAAGCAAAGAAAGGAUAAAUUUUCGAUAUCAAUGAAAUCUCUCACGUUUAUAUCGAUAAUCGCGGUGCAAGAUAAUAUAACUAUUCCUUGUUCUCGUAUUUUAUAAGAAAGAAAGAAGAGAGAGAAAGAGAAAGAACGAAUCGGAUGCAAUGCGCGAAGCAAGCAUUAGAGUAAAGAUAACCGAUUAUAGUACGGUAAGAACAAGUAAAGCAUACGAAUUCUAAAGCUGAUAGUUGUAGACAAAUUGAACGAACGUUCACUACCGUUGUUCAAUACCGUAGUUUCGUGGUCGAUGUCACAGUGAGUCGUCGUUCAUAAUUUGUUUUUUUUUUUAGCUGAUCACAUACACAAACA
Vespula pensylvanica (western yellowjacket) is the source of this 3764-nucleotide messenger RNA. RefSeq names its product acetylcholine receptor subunit alpha-like (gene nAChRalpha4). Gene Ontology annotation, molecular function: transmembrane signaling receptor activity; acetylcholine-gated monoatomic cation-selective channel activity. The transcript has 13 exons. NCBI's taxonomy places the organism in Eukaryota, Metazoa, Arthropoda, Insecta, Hymenoptera, Vespidae. The coding region runs from base 394 to 2103 and encodes 569 amino acids. Gene Ontology annotation, biological process: chemical synaptic transmission; regulation of membrane potential; nervous system process. The record is from RefSeq and is a predicted model, not a curated record. Gene Ontology annotation, cellular component: neuron projection; synapse; postsynaptic membrane.